Messenger RNA from Chinchilla lanigera (long-tailed chinchilla), 1864 nucleotides. RefSeq names its product deiodinase, iodothyronine, type I (gene Dio1). NCBI's taxonomy places the organism in Eukaryota, Metazoa, Chordata, Mammalia, Rodentia, Chinchillidae. The transcript has 4 exons. The record is from RefSeq and is a predicted model, not a curated record. Gene Ontology annotation, molecular function: thyroxine 5'-deiodinase activity.
GCAGUGCCUGGCUGCAGCCUCCCUGUCCUCCAGCCUCAGAGCCAGCGCCAGCUGUGCCACAGAGAUGGGGCUGCCCUGGCCAGGGCUAUGGCUGAAGAGGCUGUGGGUGCUCGUGCAGGUGGCCGUGGAGGUAGCCACGGGCAAAGUGCUAAUGACACUGUUUCCAGAGAGAAUCAAGAAGAACAUCCUGGCCAUGGGCGAGAAGACUGGGAUGACCAGGAACCCCCAGUUCAGCCACGACAACUGGAUCCCAACCUUCUUCAGCACCCAGUAUUUCUGGUUUGUUCUGAAGGUCCGUUGGCAGCGGCUAGAGGAGACAGCUGAGCUAGGGGGUCUGGCCCCAGACUGCUCGGUGGUCUGCCUCUCCGGAGAGAAGUGCACCAUCUGGGACUUCAUGCAAGGCAACAGGCCACUGGUACUAAAUUUUGGAAGUUGCACCUGACCUUCGUUUAUGUUCAAAUUUGACCAAUUCAAGAGACUUAUUGAAGACUUUCAUCCCAUGGCAGAUUUUCUCAUCAUUUACAUUGAAGAAGCACAUGCCUCAGAUGGCUGGGCGUUUAAGAACAACGUGGACAUCAGGCAGCACCAGAACCUCCAGGACCGCAUGCGGGCAGCCCACCUGCUGCUGGCCAAGAGCCCCCAGUGCCCUGUGGUGGUGGACACCAUGCAGAACCAGAGCAGCCAGCUCUAUGCGGCCCUGCCUGAGAGGCUCUAUGUACUCCAGGAAGGCAGGAUCCUCUAUAAGGGUAAACCUGGUCCUUGGAACUACAAUCCUGAGGAAGUUCGUGCUGUUCUGGAAAAGCUCUGUACUUAAUCUGCACAGAUCCCUCAGUUGUAGGUGACCAACAGGAGAGCUCUUCUAGCUCAGCUCUUUCCCCAGCACAGCUGUCUUCAUCUUUGACUUGUGCUCCCGGACAAACUACUAGUUCAAAUUUUCCUGAUCCAAGCAAACAACUCCCGGUAGGGGGUACAGGUCACAACACUCAACCAGGACAAACUGUUAUGAUCAGAAGAUGAAGCAACACUUGAGAUGUUCUUGCAAGUGAACUGUGAAAGAACGCACAACUCCACACUGCUCCCACCGCUGGGCCCACCCACCGCUCAGCGUCACUGAGUGAGAGAGCAGUUCCACUUCACUGGCAUGCUUCUGAAGUGUCGUUAUCUCUCCAGCCACUCUCACACCAAGUGGCUCAGUACCACAUCCCUUAUGUUAGGAAACCUAAUCUGAUCAAAUUUGCCAUUCCCAGACUCGACCGUUUAAGAUAACAAUUGGUUUGUAGAGCCAGGCAGGGGGAAGAAUUCCAGUUUUAAGGUGAGGUGAGGAAUUGUAAGAGGAGGUGGUGGGAUCAAAAGAGGACAGUCACCUUUUUCUUGCCAAAAUAUUUAAAUCAGUUUUUGUUGGAGGGAUGGUGAGUUUCCAUGGUAACAUUAUUUCCAGUUCUUCCAGGAGGAAGAGAGUAUUCACUUUACCAACUAUAUUUACCAAAUAUAUUUAUCUCCCACUGUGCUAACUGAUUGAGAAUCAUUUUGAGGGGAGGAUUUAUUUCACUUUCCAAAAGAAUGAUGUCCUCCACCAAAGCCAUAACAUGCACUAGCAAAAGCUAUUGUUCAUGUAUGCAGAAAUGUGUAUUUGACAUUGUUUUGCUGAUUUCUUUGCAAGUCUCUUAAUGGUCAUUUGUGUUACAUUACAUCAGACUAGUGGAUAACCACUGGUAUUCAUCGGUUCUAACUCUGCUUCUUUUCAUAUUUGCUCAUGACGGCCACAGCCUAAAGUACACACAGCUGUGACUUGAUUUGAAAGAAAAUGUUUUAAGAUGCAGCAAACUAAUAUGGAACAAUUAAAAUGGUAUCAGGCUAUCUUGGA